AUGAAGGUUCAUCUGACAUGCCUGACUGCGCUCUUUCUAUCGGCAGACGCUUUCCCGUCCACUGUGUCGCGGCGGGACAAUUUGCAAAACUCUGUUAACCCAUCGGACUUGUUUUUGCCCACUGCAACAUCGAAAGUUUGGACCGUUGCAGUCAAUAACGUUGACCAGCUUCCGAGUAAAUUCCCCGACAAUGUUCCAGGAACGGCUUCAAAUGCAGGUGCCUAUCUCUUUAGCGACAUCUCGGCAUGGACCAGUGGCUUCUUCCCUGGCUCUUUGUAUACCCUUCUCGAAAGGAAUGUUCGCUUCCCGAAUCAUCUGAGCGUAAGAAACUCGAGUCAACUCGAUAUCCAUAACCGCCUGCUAGCUCUUUCACGCCAAUGGUCCGAUCCUUUGCACGAACAGGCCAAGCGGACCGACACUCACGAUAUGGGGUUUCUGAUCGUCCCUGCUUUGCGCAAGGACUGGGAACUGACGGGUAAUACCAAGAGCCUGGAGUCUGUUAUUACUGCGGCACACAGCCUGGCGAGUCGCUACGAUUCUCGAGUUCGUGCAAUUAGAAGCUGGGAUAAUCUAGUGAACAAGAGACACGACAUUCUUGACAAGACCACCGACUUCUUGGUUAUCGUUGAUAGCAUGUGCAACCUUGAUUUGCUGUACUAUGCCGGCUAUCAGACAGCCAAUCGAACGUUGAUCGACAUUGCCACUCGCCAUGCUCACACCGUGAUACGCGACAUUAUCCGAGAGGAUCAUUCAACAUUCCACCUGGUUAAUAUCGACCCGCGAAAUAGCACUAUCAAAUUUCAAGAGACGGUGCAAGGGUACAAAGACUGGUCUACAUGGAGCAGAGGUCAGGCCUGGGGUAUCCUCGGCUACACGCAGACCUACCAAUGGACCAAGGACCCUGUCUUCCUCGAAACUGCGAAAGGUCUAGCAGAUUACUUCCUCGGUCGCCUCGAUGGAUCCUCUCAUACCCAUCCCUACGUUCCACUAUGGGAUUUUGACGCCCCCGUCAUUGAUGGCAACUUACCUCCACGCGAUACCUCAGCCGGCCUAGUAGCCGCUAACGGGCUGCUUCUGCUUCACCAGAUCCUUGGCGGUGACUCCCCGUAUCUAGAACGUGCGCUGCGCAUUGUAGCCGAGACCGUGGAUCUAUCGACAGCGCCGCCAAGCUGGGAGUCGAUCUUCAUGAAUGCCACUAUCAACAACAAUGAAUUCACGUCGGAUCGAUCGAAGAACACGGGGCUAGUGUAUGCGGACUUUUACUUCCUGGAAUUUGAGAAUCGGUUGUUGCAGAUGGGAUUGGUUUAG
Aspergillus melleus is the source of this 1308-nucleotide messenger RNA. RefSeq lists its product as uncharacterized. Gene Ontology annotation, molecular function: chondroitin hydrolase activity. The record is from RefSeq and is a predicted model, not a curated record. Gene Ontology annotation, biological process: polysaccharide catabolic process. Lineage: Eukaryota; Fungi; Ascomycota; Eurotiomycetes; Eurotiales; Aspergillaceae. Bases 1 to 1308 code for a protein of 435 amino acids. The transcript is spliced from 4 exons.